Messenger RNA from Capsaspora owczarzaki ATCC 30864, 918 nucleotides. RefSeq lists its product as hypothetical. Bases 15 to 692 code for a protein of 225 amino acids. The record is from RefSeq and is a predicted model, not a curated record. The transcript has a single exon. NCBI's taxonomy places the organism in Eukaryota, Filasterea, Ministeriida, Capsasporidae.
CAACAGGUUUUGCAAUGGAAACGACAAGGCAAGAGGUCGAGCACCGAGCGGCGUUCGUCGUCUUUGUCAACGUCGAGAGCGAAACCAGUGCCUCAAUCUGGAUGUCCUUUAACACGAAUGCGGCCAAAACCAACGGGUAUCAAUGGGAAAUGUUUGGCGGCAAGGCGACUCGCCCGGAUAAAGCCAACCCCGCCGCGACAGCCGCCCGCGAGUUCGCCGAGGAAGCACUUGCCAUACUCAAGCAGAAAAAGAAGGUGUCGUUGGCACAACAACUCAAGAUGCCCGAUGCAGGAAGCGUGCAUGGCGAAGUUACCGCUGAGAUUCAGCAAUGUUUAGCCUGUGCGCGUGACCAGGUGUGGCUCUCACAAAGUCAGAAUCGCGUCUUUCUCGUGCCUGUCGACCGCUUACCCAACCUUGGCAAGAUGGUCCUGGUUGCCCUCGCUGGGUUCACGGGUGGUCCCAAAAAAGCUGGCGUGCUGGAGUUUCGUCGUAGCGAAUCGGCGAGUCCGUUUCGGCUCGUUUCAGAUCCGGAAAAACCAGUGCGAGGCUGGGUUACUACUAUUCUUGAAAGCGUCGCCUUCCAAGAUGCGCUGGCGCAACUUGUUCGAAACGAGCUGGUUGAUCGUUUGCAGAAGGCGAGUGCGAUCGCAGCGGACAGCACAACGGUCCCGCUUCCUCCUCCCACAUCAUGAUGAAGCAGCAUCAGGAAGCUUACAUGCAAGUAGUGCAGGGAAGCGCGCUAUGGGCUGCAGCUCGAGCGAGUCUGGGUCAUCCGACAUGGGCGACGGCCAACCUCAUCAGUCCAUGGUGAUUGAAAACAUCCUCUGUCAGAUCAGCCGUCCAUCGAAAUGUACAUGCACACCCUUUUUGGGGAUGGAAAAUCGCGCUGUUGGCUCAAUAGAACCGGUUGAACCGAGA